Malaclemys terrapin pileata is the source of this 6187-nucleotide messenger RNA. RefSeq names its product centrosomal protein 295 (gene CEP295). Gene Ontology annotation, biological process: regulation of centriole replication. The record is from RefSeq and is a predicted model, not a curated record. The transcript is spliced from 29 exons. Bases 102 to 5813 code for a protein of 1903 amino acids. Lineage: Eukaryota; Metazoa; Chordata; Testudines; Emydidae. Gene Ontology annotation, cellular component: centriole; cytosol; centrosome.
UCGAACGGCAGCGGAUGUGACGACGUGGGCUCCCUACCCGGUGACCGGAAGGAGCCGUUUGAAACGACGGAGGCCGGGCGCGGGCAGAAGUCAAAUAUUCAAUGUAUGCAAAGAUGAAAAGAAAAGUGGCAAAAGGUGGGAGACUGAGGCUUAGUCCUAAUGAAGAAGCUUUACUUUUGAAAGAAGAGUAUGAAAGACGACGAAGACUAAGGCUGCAGCAGGUUAGAGAGCAGGAGAGAUACAUUGCCGUGCAGAUAAGACAAGAAGUGAAGCAGAGGAGAGAUGAGCAGCUACAUCAGUUGGCAGAGGAACUGAAAGCAGAGUGGUGGAAAGCACAAAAUCAGAAGAUUAAAGCCUUGGAAAAACUUUAUCUAUCAAGUUUAAGAGCUGUGGGAGAUGGACACAGACAGGCAAAGGAAAAUGAACCUGAUUUGGUGGCUCUGGCAAAGGAAGCAGAGGAAAGGAAACAAAGAGCAGAGAAGAGACAUAAGGAAGCCCUGAAAGAACAGAAAAAUCAAAAAGAAAAAUUGUUGAAAGAGCAAACAUGGCGAACAAAUGCACGUAAGCAUGCAAUGUAUGUGGAAAAAGAGAGAGCUGCCAAAAUUGCAAGCCUGCCACCACCUCCACCCCAUCCUUUUGAGAACUUGGAAGUGAAAAGACUGCCUACGGUGAAGGUCUAUAAUGCUGACAAUUUUUCUGUUACUCAUCACCAUCUUUCUGAACCUUAUGUGGAUAGAGAAAUGGACACACAGCAGCCAGAUGCUCGGUUAGUAGCUGAAGAGGAAGCAAAGCGGUUGGACGAACUACAAAAAGAGGGAGAGAGAGAUAGGAGAGAACAGCUUGAAAAAGCACAUCUGAGAGGAAGUCAUGCCUUGAAGAUGGUCCAUUUGGCACAAGACCGGGAAAGGUUAAUGAAAGAACUUGAACAGAUGCAGAAUAUGGACCUGGCGCGCAGAAGACAGAUUGUGGCACAGAUGCCAUCACAGCUGUUCGAACCUGCAUACAGACGCAUGGAAAUUAAAGAAGACUGGCAGAGGGAACUGGAGUUUGCCUUUGAAGAUAUGUACAGUGGAGAUAGGAAAAUGAAAGGAGACAUGAUUUUGCACCUAGAGCCACAGCCUUUGCCAAUUCCCUCUGAUCGGUCUCAAGAUGAAGACUUGGAUAUCUCCCUGGAGCCAGAUGUUGCAUGUGAGACUCAACCAAAAAUGGAGGAGGUGACAGAAAAGGAAGCCCAGCACCCUAGUGAACCAGAGAAUCAUGAAAUGAGAGUGGCUCCCCAACCACAAUCAAAACUGGUCUUAAAAAAAUUGCUAAAUAAGAUCCGGAGCCAAAAAGACCAGUGGACUUCAAAAUGUGAAGCAGAGAUUCAAAGUGAAAUUGAGACAAUUGAGUCAGGAACACUUACUAGUGAAGAGAGACGAUUAUGUGAUUCAGAUCCUGGUCAUGAACAACAUACUGAUUCGGUCUCUGAGGCCAUAGAAUCUCCAGAAAUGUUGGAGCAUACUGUUAUAGCUGGAAAUUCAGUCCUAAUCCACCCUCAAGAACAAGCAGCCAAAAUCAGAAUGGAAGUUGAGAGACAAAAACAGAUAGAGCGAAUAGAGCAACAAAAACAGCAGCAGCUAAUUUUGCUUAAGCAAAUUGAAGAAAAGCGAAUGUGCUUAGAGGCAGAGUUCCUAAGGGUCCAAAUGCAGGCUCAGCUGGAGGAAAUAAAGAAAAAAGAGCAAGAGGAGAAAGCUGCAAGUGUUGAGCUGAGUCCUGAUCCACUUGUGAACCGACAGGGGGAAGUGGAACACGAGACUGAAACUGCUGCAGUGCCGGGAACAAGCAGUUCUAAUGAAGAAAAUCAUAUACAGAUGAUUCGUAACUAUCAACAAUGUCUUCUACUGCAAAACAGAUUGCACAAACAGUCAGUUGAAGAAGCCAGAAAACAGUUGCAGGAAUAUCAGAAUAAGUUGAAGCAAAGAUAUCCAUCUAUUUCUAUGCCAUCUGCAGUUACAUUGCAAUCCAGAUUUAUUAACUUAAAACCUACUACCUGUGAAUCAGUUUUACAAAUGCGUGGACCCACAGUGCUUCAUAGAGAUUAUCCAUCAGCUAGCCAGUCAUCUGUACAUGUUCAUGUACAAGAAUAUGCUCCGCCAUUAACCACACAUUCAAGAACACAUUUUGUGUUGGAAAAGCCAUUUGAACAGAGCGAUGACGAGCAAAGGCAUAACAUGGGCUCUAGUAGACAGAUACAAUCUAUAGAGGCCUCACAGUUGGAGCAAAGGCAGUUUCAUUUGCCACAACAGAAUUACCCUUCACAAGAACAGAUGGAAAUAUUGGGUCCUUCUGAUAAUCAGGUGAGAGACUUGUCAGAAUCCCAGAAGCUGCCUGGGUCAAUCAUGAUGACUUCACAAGAUUCUUCAGUUAUGAUGCAAACAGAGGCUCAUAUACAACAAGACAGUUCAACUUUGCCCACAGAAGAGUCAUCUGAGUCUUCAAGAACCCUGGAUCUUGAUAAAACGUCAGUAAUGUCUCAGAAGAUGCCAAACCUACUAAUAGAGACAGAAGCACAAAAACAGCCUCAGCUUAUAGUUCUUGGUACGCCAGCAGCAGAGGGGUCUCUGAUAGCUCAGGCUGCAUCAUUUGAUUCGUCAGAAUACCAGCAGGUACCUACAGAGAGCAGCAUAAAAACAACCUUUGAACAAACUAUCCCCCAGCCUUUUCAACAUCUUACUUCAUUAUCUCCUGAUGAAUCUGAGACUGGGGCAAGCCAGGAGUCCUUGGCAUCCAAAAAUGGAGGUGCAUCUUUGUUAAAUUAUUCCAGUAUACUAAAGUUAAGAGAGAGAGUGCUAGCUUCUUCAGAGAGCAUCCAAGCUCAGCAAGACCAUUUGAAAGAACUGCAAGAGCAACUGGAUGUACAAAGAGAAGCUCUUCUUUCUAGGCAGAGAAUGCAGGAAGAACUGCUUUUACGUAAGCAGGCUAAAUUGAAGGAACAGAUGCAGAGACAACAAGAGGCUUUGAAGGAUUUUCUUAAUAAGCAGGCAGAAGAAUCUGUCACAUACAGAGAGAUGACAGAAACACCGAAGUCUGACCACUUCAAUCUGAUGACUUACCUUUUCAAAGAUGCAGAAAAUAAAUCUCAAGAAGUUAAUUGUGGUGAUGUGAACAAAUAUGAUGAAAAUAGAUUGCUUUCACAAAGCAUCAGUCAAGCUGAGCAAAUCGAGCAGUCUCAAAGAAUUCUGGGAAGAGAACAGAGAUGGCGAACUGCAAAACCGCCUCUGGCUAAAAUCAAGUUAGGGCUAGAUUUGGAACAACAUGAAUUAAGUGUAAUACCAGAGCUAGACACGCCAAGGAGUGGCAAAGUUUCUUUUGCAGAUAAGACAGAUUCCGUUGGUGGAGAAGCUUCUCUCAUUUCAUCUGUGGAAGAGCUAGUGUCUGGCAUGUGCAAUAGUGAAUCGGUUCAUGAAGAAAGAGACUUAUCCAUAGCCAACUGGAAAGAACAAGGUUCUAGUGAAAACCCAAGAUGCACUAACCAACUAAGUAGUUCAUGGCAUGAAAGACUGAUGGUGGAUGCUAGUAGUUCACAUGAGCCAGCCAACCCCAAGGAUUCUGUUGUCAUGGGUCAAGAUUUACCAAUUUAUGCUGCUGACAUUGGAAGGAGAGUAAUUACAGAUUCUGGACCAUCAUUUAGACCUGAUAGUACGGUAGCACUUUCUAAAGGAUUGACAACCAGUUUUGCUCCACAGGCUUGUGCACGAGAGACAGCCUGUGAUUAUUUGUCUUCAACAACAAUUUCCACUGGCAGUUUUUUAACCAGUGAAAAGUUGGACCUAAGUCCUGCUAACACUGAGUUGUCUUCAAAUAGUGCCGAGGAUAGGAUAUUGAGAGAAACAGCAAGUAGCCCUUUGGACUCUUCUGCAUCUCCAACACCUACCACUGCUCAGCAGAGGCAAGAGAAUUCUUCUGAAGUUUCUGAAUUUCAUCUGCCUGCAGAAGAGAAUUUUAUCUCUAAUAGAAGUCAAAUUCAGCAGAUCAUAGACAAAUAUACGAAAGAUUUGAACUGGUUACCUGAAAACACUAUAUCUUUCCAUGCUCCAGCCGUUGGACUCGAUUUUUCUGAUAUGGAAAGAAAUUUCCCUAACUUUCAACGUCAGCUUUUUCAGCCUUUGGAACCAAGUCCUGACUUUGAUAUCUCAUCAUCCCUUUCUCAACAUAGGAUUUCCGAAGACAGCAAAGAUUUUAGCAAGAGUUUUGCUUUCUCAAUCCAAAGUCAAGACACAUCUGUAUUUCCUGAAGCCACAACCUCUAGCUUGAAAGCGAGAAGUUACAAUCUGCAUUCUUUUCUUAAUACAAAGAAGCUAAACAGUACUACAUCACAAGCAGAGGAGUCAAUUAAGGAAAAUGUUACUCUGGGUUCUGAAGAAUCUUUUCACCCUCUUCAGUUGGAAUCUACCCUGAAUGAGCACAGCCAGAGUACUGCACAACCAAUAGGUCUUCGCAUUGUAUUUGAACAAAAUUCUAAAAUUAAAAAAUCAGAGAAUGAGAACUAUGUUUCACCUGUUGGAGACCAAUAUGAGGGGCUGGCGAGAAAUAUAGAGAAUACUAAUCUCCAGUCUUCAGUGGAAAACCUGCGGAGUCCAACGCUGAGUUCAUCAGAAGAACUGGGUUCAUUUUAUCAGCUAAUUACAACACAGAUUACAGAAAAUGAGACUCUCCUGACUGAACAUUCAGUAAAAGAAGUUGCGGAACUGAGAAAAGAGAACUUGUGCUUUGAAGAAUUACCUGUUGUGACACCAAAUAAGCACAGGGAGCUUACUGAAACCCCAGUUCUUAGCAAUGAAGCAAAUAGGAUUGUGGAAGGUGACCAUUCACAGUGCAGUACAAAUAUAUUGGAGGAAGAACAAAGCAUUCUAGAAGUACAGAUGUCCUCUAGAAUGCCUAGAGCAGUAGACUCAGAAAUCUACAUCAACCCUUCACAAGCAACUAGACAACAAAAUGGUGGUUUGCCAGAAAUACCCCAAAACCAAAAUUCUAAUUCAGUGCUCACAAUAAGUUCAGGGUCACAUUCCUUACAAAGCCGUGUGCCAGUCUGGGAGACAGAGUCAGGGCAUGGGAUUAUGGAAGAACCUGAACUGACUCUGAUAAGCUCAAAUGACAUCAGUGUUGCAGAAUCAGACUUGGAACACAUUAGCCAAGAGAAAAAAAGAAAAAAUAAGUUGGAUAGCUUGGCAUAUGCUGGCCAGUCUGAACUUAAAAGUUGUUCUGAGCAGGGGAGAGACUUUUUACCUUUAGACCCAGAAGCAGAUUACUCUGUUUUCACGCUUCCUGACUACUCUGCAAUAGCUCAGAGUCCUAAUGAGGAUCAGUCUCCAUUACAUCAAUCUGCAGUCAUGUUGCUAGAGUUCACUUCCACACCAGGUAGUUUACAAGAAUCAUUUUUAAGGAGAAAGAAAAACUUUAUUCAGAAGUCCUCUAAAAGAGUGGAGGAAAUAAAAAACAGAGAGAGAUGUUCUGAAAAGCCUCAAGCUAAGCUGUUUCAAAGAGACAAGACUGAAAGAUUUAACAUGCCAAAGGAGGAUUCUCCUACUUCUGGUGCAGUUGUCAGUCAGUUGAAGAAAGUGGGGGAAGUGAAAGUGUGCUCUCCAGAGGACAAAAGGUCUGCAGAUGUUCAAAUGCAGCAGCGCACUUUAAGACUUUAUAAUCAACUAGCCGAAGUGAAAAUCAGAAAGGAAGAGAAAUCAAGACAAGAAACCUAUGCUAAAAACAGAGAAAAGGCUAGAGAGUUUCAAAAGAAAACAUUGGAAAAACUACGAGCCAAAAAGACACAUUGAACACUACAUCCUUUAAGAGACUUCUGCCAAUAAGAAGUGCUUGACUCCUUUCUCAGUUCAAUCCAAGGAAUGUAUGAGAAGGCCAAAGUCACAUUAAGCAAUAUCAUUAUGUAACUGUGAAGUACUGAGCUUUGAUCUAGGUCAAAAAAUCAUAAUUUAAAUAAUGUAGCAACUUAAUUUAUUCCCAAGAUUUGAAUGAUCACCACCACCAACGCUUGCCUAAUUACAGAUUUGGUCUGCCAGUUUAUACUCCAUUUCUGCUUGUAUUAUGAUUCAGAUUAUUGUACAAAGGCUUUUUUACAUUGAGGAUGGUCUGCAUUUAAAAGUGAAGGGUCAGCUGAAUCUUUUUAAUAAAGUUUUGUAAUGAAACCUGG